AAAACAUUCCAACCUGUAAUAAACGCGCUCGAAUUCCCCCGUCCUCCGUCCCCAACGCCUCCGCCUCCGCCUCCUCUCUAUUUCCGACUAUCUCGCGAUGGUCGGCGACGAUGACGCCCCCCGGCCCGGCUCAGGCGCGACUCCCGCCCCGCCGGCUCGUGUCUCGCUCGCACCUUUUGCCCCUUUCGUCUCCCCGACUCCACGCCGCCUCUCCAGCUGCUUCAACGAGCCGAGCCAGGCUGCGACCCCGGCGAGGAAGAAGCUCGCGUGGGUCUCCCUCCAGGGCCGCCUGGUCGGCACGCAGGAGGCCACGUCAGCCAGCGCCGUAGGAGGGGGCUUGACGCCGGUGGAAGCCGCGGCUUGGGAGCUGUUUACCCCACUCCAACGGGUCCUCAUCGUUGCCGUCGUAGCCGUGGCCUCCUCUAAGUCGAAGAGAGCUCGGAAGAUAGCGCAACUCCACAGAUCGGUAGAUAUAAGGGAUCAGGUGCUGCUAAAGCAUGCAGCAGAAGCUCGACAACUUGUGUGAGCGGAUGAAUUCUGGAAUUGCUGCUGCCCAGAAGCGGGAUUCUAGAGGAGCUAAAUUGGGUGGCAACAGAUGUUCAAUUUUGGAAUUGAAUCCUGGGUGUGGCAUUAUUCCUCUUUGCAAGAACUUGUCACAUAGGGCAAUGGAUCUGAAUGGAAUAGAAUCUACCAAAGAUGAGAUGCUGAAGACCUCAAUCGUGAAUAUGGCGGAGCAAGAGGAGCGUCGAAUGUCUGAUUUGUCUGAUUUUUGUUGGAGUGUGACAUCUUCUGCAGAUAUUCAGUUGAGCUCACUGGCGGCAGAGCAAGAAUUUUACAACCUUAGAAACGAGUGUGAAGAGAAGGAUGCUACCAUAAAGGAACUGACUGCUGCUGCCCAUGCAUCCAGUGUUGCCGACUCUAAGAGGAUUAUGGAGUUGGAGGAGAUCAUAAGAAAGGAAAAAUAUGGUAAUAUCCAAAUUGAAGAAAGACAUGGUGUUCUAGAGCAACAGGUUAUGAACUAACAAGGCUUCGAAGAGCCUCUUGUUCUGCUACAAACUCUGAUAUUAGGCAGCUCCCGGUCAUGGCAAAUAAUAUUCUCUAUGACAUGAGUAGCACUAGUCCAUCAUCAUCAGAUUGUGAUUCUCCUGUGGAGCACAAAGAACUCUGCUGUCAAGGAUCAAUUGCCUAUUGUAGUCCUCAGCAAGAAGCCUUUGCAGCAGUAGAAAGUCAGAGGCAACCUUCAACCAAAUCCUUUUCUUCUUAAACAGAUCUUCAGGGAGGGUUCUGAUGCGGCGCUCUGUUAGCCCUCUUAAAGAGAAUCAAAUGAUUCAGAGAGCUGAAUCAACUGUGGUGCUAAGGGCCCAGGCAAUUGUCAUCUUCUAGCGUCGAUUCAAAGAAAAUUAAAAGGCGCACUCAGCAGGGAUCAAAGAACAUUUCUGCUCCCAGAAGAGAUGGGUUUAGGUGCUUUUGUUUAACUUGAAACAAGAAUAUUUCCAGAAGGAGCACCAGAACCGGUACUACUAGAAGCUAAUGUUGGAAUGCAAGGAAGAAGACUGAAUGUUAUAAACAAUGCACAUAGCAAGCAUGGGAAGUAGCUGAGUUACACUUCACAUUGUAUAUAGUGUUUUGCUCUCUUGCUGAUGAAGACAAUGGAGAUGAAUGAUGAUGAAAUCAUUGAACAGUGGAAACAUCUAUAUGUCAGUACUUCACUGUAAUUUGUGUCAGGCACACUUUGUCCUAGUGUCAUGCUAUUCAGUGAUAUAGAAAAAUAUUGAUUUAAUUUUCUGCUAUUAGCACGCAUUUUCAUAUUACAUUGAUACUGGAAUAUUGUUUUGGAAUGGAACAAGGCAAGCUAACAUGUAUAACAAUACACUUGAUAUAA
Messenger RNA from Phoenix dactylifera (date palm), 1882 nucleotides. RefSeq lists its product as uncharacterized. Lineage: Eukaryota; Viridiplantae; Streptophyta; Magnoliopsida; Arecales; Arecaceae. The record is from RefSeq and is a predicted model, not a curated record.